AGGGUAUAAUGGGUAUUUUUACGAUUAACCCAGGCUCCGCAGUCUUCUGAAUUGUUUUUUUUGCGGGUUUGAAUUCCUUGUUUCUUUUAUUGAAUGUAUUGCUGAUCUCUUUCUCGGCUUGAUUUGAUAGUCGUUUAAGAACGUCGACAAUUCUUUUAAAGGCCACAUUUGGUUAAAGCAGCAGUCUGUUGACUGUGAGUCUGUGACUGUUCGGAAUGGCUGACGUUGGCGCAACUGGCAACAUACCGGCGGAACCCGAGACCAAAAAUGGUGUUUCGAAUGGCAGCUCCGCGGAAUCUCAGUCCAGUGAUACCGCCGAAGCUAAAUCACGUACCGUCUUGGCCCAACAGCGUGCUGAUGACAUCGCGAAGAAGAUCGUGGCGCAAAUUGAGUAUUACUUGGGUGACUUCAACCUCACUAUCGACGCCUUUUUUCGGGACUUGGUCCAAAAGGAUGAGGGAUGGGUGCCGGUAGAAACCAUCAUGAAAUGCAACAGAGUCAAGAAAUACACUACGAAUCCGAAGGACAUCAUUCCCAGCCUGGAGAAGUUUUCCACUAUGUUCGUCAUUGAUGACGCGAACCAACGAAUAAAGCUGACACAGCCGUUCACUGGAGAUUCGGACGAUAAGCGGGCUGAUCGCGAAAAUCGAACUGUUCAUGCGAAACGGUUCUUGAAAACCGCGUCCAUGGAUGCGAUGCAAGAUUAUUUUUCCAAAUUCGGUCCCAUUGAAGGCAUCGUUCUUCAUAAAUUCCAGGACGGUGAUGCAAAAUUGCGCGGGAAAUUUAAGGGAAGUGUCUCCGUUAUCUUUCGUAAUAAGGCUGAUGCGGAGAAAUAUCUGGCGGCAUCUGAAGUGGAAACGAAAUUUGACGGCAGAGAAAUGAUGAGAGCUUGGAAUAAGGAUCAUGUGGAACAACGCCAGAAACAGGAGGUUGAAAAGAAAGAGCAGAUUGAAAAAUCCAAAAUUCCUGGUUCGGUGCUGCACGUUUCUACCCAGAAAGCCAUUGACUACAUGAAAAUCAAAGAAUUCUUUGAAGCGCGGCACCCCGUGGAAUAUGUGGACCAUCAACGCGGUCAACGUGAAGCUCGAAUUCGUUUCAAAAACGGUGUAGCCAAGGAGGUGCUGGAUAAUAUCCUUUCUCAUAAUAACAAUAAAUUGGUCAUCGAUGGUACCCAAUACAAAGCGCGCGUGCUGGAAGGAAAAGAAGAGCAAGCAUAUUUCGAUACGUAUUGGGACACAUUUUUGGAAGCACGAAACAAUCGAAUUUUCCGGAAUAUGAAACCCGAUCAGCCAAAUAGUCAGUUUAAAUAUCAGCCUUCCAAAGAAAAAGCUGCAAAAGCUGAGGAAGACAAAACUAAGAGUGAAAAACCUGAGGAAACGGCAACAGAUUCGGCUGAUGCAUCGACCGCCGAAACCAAAAAUGAUCAAGUGGAAAAGAAACGCGAAGCAGAAGAAUCUGAUUCUCCGGGAUCCAAGAAAUUAAAAACCGAAGAGUCAGAAAAGAGCGUUUGAGUUCUUUUUCAUGUAGAAUUGUUUCUCUUUAAGAAUUUCCUUCGGGCGUGAUCGUAAUAGCCGAGAAGCUAAUAGUUGCUGUUUUACGAAAUGUGAGGAAUAUGGCGUUACGUAUUUUUUACGUAUAUCAUUCGUUUUUUACGUAUAUCUCUAUUCAUUUUAUGAAUUAUUUUGGUUAUUGGCAGCACUGGGAUAGAAUUGAACAGUUUUUAUCUUA
Paramacrobiotus metropolitanus is the source of this 1728-nucleotide messenger RNA. RefSeq names its product lupus La protein homolog A-like. Gene Ontology annotation, molecular function: RNA binding. Gene Ontology annotation, biological process: RNA processing. The transcript is spliced from 11 exons. The record is from RefSeq and is a predicted model, not a curated record. The coding region runs from base 216 to 1511 and encodes 431 amino acids. NCBI's taxonomy places the organism in Eukaryota, Metazoa, Tardigrada, Eutardigrada, Parachela, Macrobiotidae. Gene Ontology annotation, cellular component: ribonucleoprotein complex; nucleus.